AUGAGUGCAAUGGAAACGAGUGGGAGGAAUGAGCAUCACUUUCUCGGUUAUAAAAUAACAAACCGAUAUCCGAAUGGCACACAUUUGAGUCGAACGUCGUUCCAUCAACUUGAGGAAAAUCAUCGGCAGUGAAAUCUCGACGAAUAGAAUACUAAAAGGCACCAUCAUGGUGAAGUACGUGAUAUUUUUUUUUAUGUUCAUUGCUGUUGCACAUGCACAACGACGACCCACAUAUGCAGGCUCGGGCAAUGGUUUGCCAGUUGUCCUUCCACAAUAUCUGCAGGGUCAACAAAUGACUGAGGAGCCAGUGGAUAAUCGACUCGGUUCUUCUGCUGCUGUUCCAGUACUGGAGAGCACGUCUCGACAGGGUAAUGGACAAUGGAUUGACAUUGACCAGAUAAAAUCGUGGGACGAGGACAGACAACCUUUCUGGUUAAAAAAUUGGCAACAAAUUCAGGAACACAUCGGUGCCCCGCCCUCUGAGUUACCGGGUAUCCCUAAAAAAUUCACCUCCACAAGUUAAUUUGUUUAUACCAACGACUACAUCUGUUUUACACAAAAGCCCCUUUUUAUGUAUGAAAAUCGUGUGCAGAGUAUUAAUAAAGAUAAGUAUUGUAUAA
Molecule: messenger RNA, 620 nt
Organism: Fopius arisanus
Lineage: Eukaryota; Metazoa; Arthropoda; Insecta; Hymenoptera; Braconidae
Exons: 2
Coding region: 167-523 (118 amino acids)
Source: RefSeq, a predicted model, not a curated record